This is a messenger RNA of Striga asiatica, 2220 nucleotides long. NCBI's taxonomy places the organism in Eukaryota, Viridiplantae, Streptophyta, Magnoliopsida, Lamiales, Orobanchaceae. The record is from the annotation of a GenBank genome assembly.
AUUCAUACAGCGGAAUAGUAAUAAAGAAGUCUCCUUCCUCACAUCUCCGUCGUCCGAUCGCUCUUCUCUCCCUCUCAGAUUUCUCCAAACUUCAUCAGCCAAUCCUCUCUGUCUGACUGAGCGCGCCAAAUACAAAUCCAAGGGUUUUAUUUGUUAUUUGAGGUAGAAGGAUGUCGGAAAGUCCUGGUGGCUAUGGCGUCGCCGGUGGAAGCGGCAGUCACGACAACGGCGGGGAUGGCGGGGGAGAUCAGAGCCCCAAGUCCAGCGUACGCGAGCAGGAUCGCUUCCUCCCAAUUGCAAAUAUUGGCCGUAUCAUGAAGAAGGCCCUGCCUGCCAAUGGCAAGAUCGCCAAGGAUGCCAAGGACACCGUUCAGGAAUGCGUGUCCGAAUUCAUCAGCUUCGUCACCAGCGAAGCUAGCGACAAGUGCCAGAAAGAAAAAAGAAAGACAAUUAACGGUGAUGAUUUGUUAUGGGCAAUGGCAACUUUAGGUUUUGAGGACUAUAUUGUUCCAUUGAAGGCCUAUUUAGCUAGGUACAGAGAGGGUGACACCAAGGGAUCUAUUAGGGGUACUGAUGGAUCUGCUAAGAAAGACACUACUGGUGGAUCUCAACUGCAUACAGAUGCACAGGCUCUUUUUCCCGGGACUUCGGCUAUUCAAAUUCCCAGAUCGAAUAUUAAGAUAUUUGUGAAGCUCAUAAAAAGCAAGGAUGAGGCUUGUCUCUGCAGAAUUUGUCCCGAUCCUCCCCACCGCACCUUGACACGUCUGGCCAAGAAAUACGGAGAGCUUAUGCACCUUCGGCUAGGCGAAGUUGACACCAUAGUUGCCUCCUCAUCAAAAACUGCCAGAGAGUUGUUUAAAACAAACGAUUUAGCUAUUUCCGCACGGCCUCAGCUACUUGUGGCUGAGAUUAGUUGCUACGGAAGCACGAAUGUCGUCUUUGCCCCUUACGGCGAGUAUUGGAGACAGUUGAGGAAGAUAUGCACUUUGGAGCUGUUGAGCACGAAGCGCGUGCAUUCGUUUCGCCCCAUAAGAGAGGAAGCCGUUUUAGGUCUGUGCAGAUGGAUAGAGCUGAAACAAGGGACACCAAUCAACCUGACACAUAGAAUAGCGAUGACGAACAACGACAUCAUAGCAAGAGCGGCCUUGGGAAAGACGAGCAGCGACAAGGCUGAGUUCAUAUCCAUCAUUACAGAAUCCCUCAAAUACUUCUCGGGCCUCCACUUGUUCGACGCCUUCCCUUCCAUCAAGCUAUUUCGUCUCGUAAGCCCAGCCAGAAGAGAGAUCGAGAGGCUUCAUCGACUCUCGGACAGGAUUAUCGGGAAGAUAAUCGACGAGCGCAAACGAGCCAAAGCUAAGAGCCAAAAAAAAUACGAGGACUUGUUGGAUGUCCUCUUGGAAAUCCAGGGUGAUGGGACCCAAGAGCUUUCGCUCACUAUUGAAAACGUUAAAUCUGUUACAGCGGAAAUGUUCGGUGCAGGAACCGAGACAACGAGCACAGUAGUGGAUUGGGCUAUGGUCGAACUGUUGAGAAACCCAACAGUCCUCGAAAGGGCACAAACAGAGGUGAGACAGAUUUUCGACGUCAACAACGAGUCGAGCCUUGAUGACCUAAAAUACCUCAAGAUGGUCAUCAAAGAGUCCUUACGAUUACACCCACCGACACCGUUGGUUCCAAGAGAGGCUCGAUCACAAUGCAAGAUCAACGGCUAUGAGAUACCUAUGGGAACUCGAAUCCUUAUCAACUCAUUCGCUAUCGGACGGGACCCAACUCGCUGGCUUGACUCAGAGGAUUUUAAACCCGAGAGGUUUAUGGAAAAAUCGGUUGAUUUUAAUGGGAAAAGUUUCGAUUACAUCCCGUUUGGUAGCGGGAGGAGGGUUUGUCCUGGGAUCACGUUCGGGUUGGCCAGUGUCGAGCUACUGCUGGCCGUUUUGCUUUACUAUUUCGAUUGGGCACUGCCUGCUGAGGUGAAGGCAGAGGAUCUGGAAAUGGGUGAGGUUUAUGGGUUUACAGCUAGAAGGAAGAAGGAUCUUUAUGUGGUUCCUUUUGUUAACAGACCCAUUGGUGGGUCUUAAGGGACCUAAAUUUAUUUUCCUAAUUAUUAUUAAUAAAAUGUUGUUGUGAUUUCAGCUUUGUAACCAUGCAUGGAUGUAUCAUUUGUUGGGUCUUCUCUCGUACCCUUAAUAUGUAACCUUUAAUAUAUAUAAUGCACAAACUUUG